Molecule: messenger RNA, 4238 nt
Organism: Loxodonta africana (African savanna elephant)
Lineage: Eukaryota; Metazoa; Chordata; Mammalia; Proboscidea; Elephantidae
Gene: ADCY7
Product: adenylate cyclase 7
Exons: 28
Coding region: 709-4077 (1122 amino acids)
Biological process (GO): adenylate cyclase-inhibiting G protein-coupled receptor signaling pathway; adenylate cyclase-activating G protein-coupled receptor signaling pathway; cAMP biosynthetic process
Cellular component (GO): plasma membrane
Molecular function (GO): adenylate cyclase activity
Source: RefSeq, a predicted model, not a curated record
AAAGACUGGUCUUGGUGUCCUCGGUGUCCUGGGCAGUUGCGGGGGCCCCUGGUGGGUGGACCAUCCCAAGGGGAGGCCUGGGUUGUGGGGUCAUCGGUCUGCUGUGGACCACGACUCCAUCACAGCGACCUCCCGGCGACCGGCCCAGAGCCUGGCCCCUGAAGACAAAGGAGAGGGGUGAGGAUGCUGAGCCCAUGUGCAUAGUGGAGCCCAGGUCUGUUCACUCCGGCCUCUCCUCUGCCCCUGUCGCCAGGGGAGGCCAAGCUCAAGGCUGGUCUGCUGGCCCCUGAGUAGGACUUCUCAGAGCCUUUAAUUUGCUAAGUACUCUGGGAACCUUUAAGGGGGAGGAGGAGGACGUCAGGUGCAGCAGUGCCUGGGACCUCAGACCGUGUGAUGCUGUGUGUGUGCAGCGUUUCAAAGCCCCCUGUUGGGCAGAAUGUGCCUCAGGAAUACAGAUCUGAGGACCCCAUGUGUCUGAUCAGCCUGGCCUGGAUGCAAACCAAGAUUAUGGCAUUGUGGUGAGAAGCCCUGGUGGCUGGAGCGGCAGGCACUGUGGAGCCCUUGGUGCUGCAGACCCUGGGGGCUGCUCCCCAGCCCAACCUGUCAGGCUUGGAGAGGCCCGAGGCCUAGGCCCACAGGGGAGGGUGUCGGCAGACAGAUGCCCCCUAGGCCGUGGGGUCUCCCGAGUGGGCGUGAGAAGGGUAGAGGAUGCCAGCCAAGGGGCGCUAUUUCCUCAACGAGGGUGAGGAGGGCCCAGACCAGGAUGCGCUGUAUGAGAGGUAUAGCCUCACCAGCCAGCGCGGGCCGCUGCUGCUCACAUUCCUGCUGGUGGCUAUCGCGGCCUGCACUGCCCUCAUCGUCAUCGAGUUCAUCAACUGGGACCCCUCCAAACUCAAGACUCUCCUGGGGACGGCGGUCGUGGUGCUUGUCGUGUUUGUUGCCCUCUACCUGCUGGUGUAUGUCGACUGCCUUGUGCGGCGGGGGCUCAGGGCCCUGGCGCUGCUCACCUGGGCCUGCCUCAUGACGCUGGGUUACGUGCUGCUGUACGACUCACGGAUGAAGGGGGCCUGCUCCUGGGAGCAGGUGCCCUUCUUCCUGUUUGUCAUCUUCGUGGUGUACACGCUGCUGCCCUUCAGCAUGUGGGGGGCCGUCGCAGUGGGGGUCGUCUCCACUGUCUCCCACCUCCUCGUGCUCGGCAUCCUCCUGGGGGCCCACAAGAUGCCUAGUGACCACAUAGUGCUGAAGCUGCUGGCCAAUGCCAUCAUCUUCUUGUGCGGGAACCUGACUGGCGCCUUCCACAAGCACCGGAUGCAGGAUGCCUCCAGAGACCUGUUCACCUACACUGUGAAGUGCAUCCAGGUCCGGAGCAAGCUGCGCAUCGAGAAGCGGCAGCAGGAGAACCUGCUGCUCUCGGUGCUGCCAGCCCACAUCUCCAUGGGCAUGAAGCUGGCCAUCAUUGAGCGCCUCAAGGAGCACAGGGACCGCCGCUACAUGCCCGACAACAACUUCCACAGCCUGUAUGUCAAGCGGCACCAGAACGUCAGCAUCCUCUACGCAGACAUUGUGGGCUUCACGCAGCUGGCCAGUGACUGCUCCCCCAAGGAGCUGGUGGUGAUGCUUAACGAGCUCUUUGGAAAGUUCGACCAGAUUGCCAAGGCCAACGAGUGCAUGCGGAUCAAGAUCCUGGGUGACUGCUAUUACUGCGUGUCGGGCCUGCCUGUGUCCCUGCCCACUCAUGCCCGGAACUGCGUGAAGAUGGGGCUGGACAUGUGUGAGGCCAUCAAGCAGGUGCGGGAGGCCACGGGUGUGGACAUCAACAUGCGCGUGGGCAUCCACUCCGGGAACGUGCUGUGCGGUGUCAUCGGGCUGCUCAAGUGGCAGUAUGACGUAUGGUCCCACGACGUGUCCCUGGCCAACAGGAUGGAGGCAUCUGGAGUCCCCGGCCGGGUGCACAUCACGGAGGCGACGCUGAACCACCUGGACAAGGCGUACGAAGUGGAGGAUGGGCACGGGCAGCAGAGGGACCCCUACCUGAAGGAGAUGAAUAUCCGCACCUACCUGGUCAUCGACCCCCGGAGCCAGCAGCCACCUCCGCCCUGCCAGCACCUCCCCAGGCCCAAGGGGGACGCAGCUCUGAAGAUGCGGGCGUCAGUGCGGAUGACCCGCUACCUGGAGUCCUGGGGUGCCGCGCGGCCCUUCGCGCACCUCAACCAUCGCGAGAGCGUGAGCGUCAGUGAGACCCCUGACCCCAACAGCCGGAGGCCCAGGGCCAUUCCUUUGCGGCGCCACCGGACCCCAGACAAAAGUGCGUCUCUCAAGGGGCGGUCGGAGGAUGACUCCUACAACGAUGAGAUGUGGUCGGCCAUCGAGGGGCUCACUUCCACAAGGUGUGGCCCCCCUCACUCCUGUGCUGCCGCCCCCAGGUUCUGCUGCUCCAGGUCAGAUGACUUCCACACCUGCACCUGGGUGUCCAUCUUCCAGGAGAAGGGCCUUGAGCGAGAGUACCGCCUGGCACCCAUCCCCCGGGCCCGCCACUACUUCGCCUGUGCCGGCCUCGUCUUCCUCUGCAUCCUGCUCAUCCAUGUCCUGCUGAUGCCCAGGAUGGCGGCUCUGGGUGUGUCCUUUGGGCUGGUGGCCUGUGUGCUGGGGCUAGUGCUGGGCCUGUCCUUUGCUGAUCAGUUCUUGAGGUGCUGCCCAGCCUGGGGGAUGCUCCGGGCCAUCUCUGAGAGGGUGGAGACACAGUCCCUGCUGAGGGUGUCCCUGGCCAUCGUGACCAUCAGCAGCCUGCUCACCAUUGCCAUCAUCAGCCUGCCGCUGCUCCCUGUCCCAGCACUGGGACCACCUGGUGGGAACGAGACGAGCCGGAACACUGUGAGCAGCCAGACCUCAUGUGAGCUGCUGCUGCAUUACACCAGCAGCUGCAUCCUGGGCUUCAUUGCUUGCUCCGUCUUCUUGUGGAUGAGCCUGGAGCUGAAGUUCGUGCUGCUGACCGUGGCCUUGGUGGCCUACCUGGUGCUCUUUAACAUCUCUCCGUGCUGGCAGUGGGCCUGCUGCAGCCACAGCCUGGGCAACCUCACGGAGAGCAACGGCACCCUCAGCUCCUCUUGUCCAUGGAGUGAUCUGAAGACAAUGAUUAAUUUCUACCUGGUUCUGUUCUAUGUCACCCUCGUCAUGCUCUCCAUGCAGACUGACUACUACUGCCGUCUGGACUGUUUGUGGAAGAAGAAGUUCAAGAAGGAGCAGGAGGAGUUUGAGACCAUGGAGAAUGUGAACCGCCUUCUUCUGGAGAACGUCCUGCCAGCCCAUGUGGCCGCCCACUUCAUUGGCGACAAGUUAAAUGAGGACUGGUACCACCAGUCGUAUGACUGCGUCUGUGUCAUGUUUGCGUCCGUGCCGGAUUUCAAAGUGUUCUAUACCGAGUGCGACAUCAACAAGGAAGGGCUGGAGUGCCUGCGCCUGCUGAACGAGAUCAUUGCGGACUUUGACGAGCUGCUGUUAAAGCCCAAGUUCAGUGGGGUGGAGAAGAUCAAGACCAUCGGCAGCACAUACAUGGCAGCAGCGGGGCUCAGCGUCACCUCAGGGCAUGAGAACCAGGUCAGGGCUCUGGGCUGCGACCUCACACACAGCCAGCCCGGGCAGGAAGAUGGGGUGAUGUCCCACGGCCCCAAGUGCACAGACUGUGUCCCGCAGGACCUGGAGCGGCAGCACGCCCAGAUCGGCAUCAUGGUGGAGUUCAGCCUCGCCCUGAUGAGCAAGCUGGACGGCAUCAACAGGCACUCCUUCAACUCCUUCCGCCUCCGUGUCGGCAUAAACCAUGGGCCCGUGAUUGCUGGGGUGAUCGGGGCGCGGAAACCUCAGUAUGACAUCUGGGGAAACACGGUCAAUGUUGCCAGCCGAAUGGAGAGCACUGGGGAACUUGGGAAAAUCCAGGUUACUGAGGAGACAUGCACCAUCCUGCAGGGACUGGGCUACUCCUGUGAGUGCCGCGGACUGAUUAACGUCAAAGGCAAGGGCGAACUGACGACUUACUUCGUCUGCACAGACACUGCCAAGUUCCAAGGGCUGGGGCUGAACUGAGAGCUUUCGGUGGGGUUCAGCAUCUGCUGGGAAGUGCUUUCCUUCCCUGAAGCAAGCCAAGGAGAAGCCAGCACCAUGCCAGGCACAUAGGCCUACCAAGGGUUCGGCCACUGACUGGGUCUCUCAGACGUGUGCACCAACCAGAUCCUGGCUCGAAGCAC